CGUUUCUCAGCUGAGCGUCUCACGGAGAAGACCAUCAAACACAGAGGAAUCAUGUAGGAAGGUUUAAGGAGCCCGAUGAGGAAAAAUGAUCUGGAUGCAUCUGAAAAUGCCUGCGGGUGUUUACUUGCCAGCUGCAUCCGUCGCGCUCCAGAUCUUCUGGAUCUUCUUGCUGUCGGUCGUGCUCUCGCAGUCCUCAAACCCUCUGCCCAAGAAAAAGCAGAACAUCACAAUCCAGGCUUCUCAGCUGGUGUGCAGUUUACCAGGUCCACCUGGCCCUGAUGGGUAUCCCGGCGCCCCUGGAUCCCCUGGUCCCUCUGGGCGAAUGGGACCUCCUGGGAUGGAUGGACCAGACGGGAAGGAUGGUGAAAAGGGUGCGAAGGGUGAUGAAGGGGAUCAAGGGAGGCCCGGAAAUCAGGGAAAACCUGGUGUCAAAGGCAGAGAUGGUGUGAUUGGCAAGGCAGGACCAAGAGGGUUAAAGGGCCAACGUGGAUCGGCGGGACUGACGGGAAAGAGAGGACAGAAGGGAGAUGUGGGGGACAAGGGUGAGGAGGGUCACCCAGGGCGCUGCAACUGCGGCACCGCAGCCCGGUCGGCCUUCUCAGUGGCCGUCACGAAAAGCUACCCCAAGGAGAGGCUGCCCAUCCGCUUCUCCCGAGUCCUUCUGAACGAAGGGAACCACUACAACACCAGCAGCGGGAAGUUUGUCUGUGCAAUCCCUGGAGUUUACUAUUUCAGCUACGACAUCACUCUGGCCAACAAACACCUGGCCAUCGGCCUGGUGCACAACGGACAGUACAAGAUCAAGACGUUUGACGCCAACACCGGGAACCAUGAUGUCGCGUCUGGCUCUACUGUUCUCCAUCUGCAGCAGCACGACCAGGUCUGGCUGCAGAUCUUCUACUCGGAGCAGAACGGACUCUUUUUUGACCCGUUCUGGACGGACAGCACCUUCACUGGCUUCCUCAUUUACGCUGACCAAAACGUCCUCAAUGAGGCAGAUAGAGAAGCCAACGCUGAGGACAGCAGGUGAACGCUGCUUAUUCCAAGAGUCCCAAAAUGCACAGCAACAGUUGAAUCUCCUGGAGGACAAAACAGGUUUCAACUUGUUUUCUCUUCUCCGUUUCUUUUUCCUUUACAAUUAAAAUACAUUUUGUAGUUUCCAUUCCACUGGUGUUGUCAUCAAGGAUGAGGAUCAAAAUAAUACAGUCUUCAAAGCAAGACUUUCAUUGGAGAGCUUCUUUUAAAAGGCUUUUAUUUCAAAUGUGUUUUACACAAGUCUAACACGAGGGGGCGCUAAAUACAGUAAACGUUAUCACCUGCACCUUCAGUCAACAAUAUCAAACGAUUCGUGGAAUUGUUGUUUGGAUAUGAACCGUCUUUCAUUCAUUUUUUUUUUGGAAAAUAGUCUUUCAGGAAUAAGACAUCACCAGUCCGCCAAUAAAAGUGUUGUGGCAACUCUUAAACUUAUUUAAUUUUCAGUUCAUCUGUCGCGACUGUGUGUGGCAAUUAUUGCAAAUAUAAACUCGAUUUUUU
This is a messenger RNA of Synchiropus splendidus (mandarinfish), 1533 nucleotides long. It is a transcript of the gene c1qtnf2, whose product is annotated as C1q and TNF related 2. The record is from RefSeq and is a predicted model, not a curated record. Gene Ontology annotation, molecular function: protein binding. Lineage: Eukaryota; Metazoa; Chordata; Actinopteri; Syngnathiformes; Callionymidae. Bases 86 to 1030 code for a protein of 314 amino acids. The transcript is spliced from 3 exons.